CCCGGGCCUUGAAUACUACUUCCUUCGUGCCUAGGGAACUUUCUUCGCUUGACAAGUCAGUUGAAGGGCGUAUUCUUCACUGAGAACUCUCUCGACUCUAUUGCCUUUUUUCCGAGACCUACAAAACUUUCAGUCAUUUGCAAGGCACUCGCUGCCUUCUUCCACUCGCCUUUUGAAGCAGUAACGAAUUGGUCUGAGCUCUCUCGCAGGGUUCCCCUCCAUCCUAGCAUGGAUUUCGAUGAUGAUGCCCCGCCUGAUCUGGUAGAGGCCGGAACCGUUGCUGAGAAUGACCUGCCACCAUCGGAGAGCCAGAUCAAGGUCCCGAUCACAAUCGUUACGGGCUAUCUUGGUGCUGGAAAGACAACGCUGCUCAACUACAUCUUGACGGCGCAACAUGGAAAGAAAAUUGCCGUGAUUAUGAACGAAUUCGGCGACUCUCUCGAUAUCGAAAAGUCGCUCACCGUCAACAAAGGCGAUGAACAAGUUGAGGAGUGGCUUGAAGUCGGCAACGGCUGCAUAUGCUGCUCCGUAAAGGACACUGGUGUCAACGCUAUCGAGUCGCUCAUGGAGAAGAAGGGCGCGUUCGAUUACAUCCUGCUAGAGACCACAGGCCUUGCGGACCCUGGUAACCUUGCGCCACUGUUCUGGGUCGAUGAUGGGCUAGGAAGCACAAUUUACUUGGACGGCAUCGUGACUCUUGUAGAUGCAAAGAACAUUCUUCGCAGCCUUGAUGAUCCCGCCGGCAAGAUUGAAAUCGACGAGGAUCACAAAGAGGAUGACGGCCACAGUCACGGUCCGCUCAUGACGACGGCUCACGUCCAGAUAUCGCAUGCUGAUGUCAUCGUCAUCAACAAGUCGGAUCUGGUUUCCGAAGAAGAGUUGAGGCAGGUCAGGUCGAGGAUAGAGUCUAUCAAUGGACUCGCCAAGAUACACGUCACCAAGCAGAGCGAGGUGCCGAAAUUGGAAGGGUUCUUGCUCGAUUUGCAUGCCUACGACCAGGUCACGGAGCUCGACACCAGCCAAAAGGGCCACAGUCAUCUAGAUUCGACUAUAUCGACAGUCUCGAUACCAGUGCCAAAGUUAGCACCAUCACAAUUGGAGGAGAUCGACUGGUGGUUGAGAAAGAUCCUCUGGGACCGUAAGCUUCCUGGGGACGAGAAGACGACGCUCGAGGUCCAUCGGUCAAAGGGGCGGCUCGUCUUUGAUAACGGCGAUGUCAAACUCAUCCAGGGCGUGAGAGAGAUAUUCGAGAUUCUAGACUCGCCUGACCAAUCGCGCGAGGCCACACAAGCUCAGGAAGGUAAAAUCAUUCUCAUUGGGAGACACCUCAAGGGCGUCGACUUUGAGAAGAGCUUGGUGGAUGCAAUCAAUUCGAGCAUAUGAAUAGAACUUCUGAGACACAAUGCGCUUCAAUGGCUUUGUGAUCAUUGAGACAUCGACUGCAAGACGUGUAGAGACUACCGUUCAGAAACAGCAGCGUGAGUGACUUUGUAGCAGGAAAGCGAGUGCCUCGGCUGGUGGAAAGCACCAAAUCAGUGCAUGCUGGAAGCUGCCAUCUCAUGUGUCGGAAGGGACAUGAUGUCAAAAAAAGGCCCCAGGUGUAUGUACGGCAGUAGCGCGUGUUUGCACUGAUGCAGGGGUUUUUUUGGAGGGGCCCUGGGCGCACAGGCCAUCGGAUCCAUCUUUGACCGGUCCUCCGCGCGUUAGUGUUGGCUGGGCUUCGACGUCUGUACACUGUACACCAGGAAUCCGCAU
Messenger RNA from Colletotrichum acutatum, 1755 nucleotides. Its product is annotated as CobW/HypB/UreG. Gene Ontology annotation, cellular component: cytoplasm. NCBI's taxonomy places the organism in Eukaryota, Fungi, Ascomycota, Sordariomycetes, Glomerellales, Glomerellaceae. The transcript has 5 exons. The coding region runs from base 229 to 1383 and encodes 384 amino acids. The record is from RefSeq and is a predicted model, not a curated record.